GCCAUUGAAGUCACGUGUGGUACAGUGUUACGCAAACGCAGAAGUUUCUUAUGUUGAUUUUUCAGUUCAUCCAGCUCUCCCAGCUUCCCACCACAGGCUGAGAAAUGAAAAGCAAGCCCACCAAGUCACAGGAAAAUGGAUCAAAAAGUAAAGUGAAGAAAAGAGCUGAAGAACACACGUCGCUGAGUAAAAAACUGCGAGACAAGAUAGAUGGAGAAACAUCUAAAGCGGGACCUUCUUACAGUUCUGGAGGAGUCCAGAGGAAGAAUGGCCCAGGAAGUAUACUGCACUAUAUAUACAGGAGUUCUUUGGGCCAGAGUCUGCACUCUCAGAUGAGACAGUGUCUCCAGGAGCCGUUUGUUCGAUCGCUAUCAUCCUACCAUUUCCACGGCGCCAGCAGUCCAUUUGAUCGCAGAAUCACCUGCGUGGAGUGGCACCCCACUCAUCCCACCACUGUGGCUGCAGCCUCAAAAGGGGGGGACAUUUUUCUGUGGGACUUUGAGAGGUCUGAAACAAAAAGCUUUACUCGAGGGAACGGAGCAGGAGAUUUUAUUGGCGGGAUGAAGUUUUGCCCCACAGACUUCUCCAGAGUUUAUGCAGCUUCUGGCGAGGGGACAUUGACCCUGCAUAGCUUUGAGGGCUACCCUCCCACCCUGCUGUCCAGAACACAAGACUGCGGUCAUGAUCACCACAAUGUUUGCUUUUGGUAUUGUUGUGUUGACGUGUCUGUGAGUCGGCAGAUGCUUGUGACUGGAGACAACAUGGGAGAGCUUCUACUUCUGGGUCUGGAUGGGAAAAAGAUUUUCAGCAGUAAGUUGCACAAAGCCAAAGUGACGCAUGCAGAGUUUAACUCCCGAUGCGACUGGUUACUGGCGACGGCCUCGGUUGAUCACACGGUGAAGCUCUGGGACCUGAGGAACAUCAAGGACAAGAAGAGCUUCCUCUACGAAAUGCCUCACGAGAGAGCCGUCAACUCAGCCUAUUUCAACCCUUUGGACGCCUCAAAGCUGCUCACAACAGAUCAGCAUGAUCAGAUCCGCGUGUACUCCUCCUCUGAUUGGUCAAAGCCUCAGCACAUCAUUCAGCACCCACACAGGCAGUUUCAGCACCUCACACCCAUCAAGGCCACUUGGCAUCCCCUGUAUGACCUGAUUGUGGCGGGCCGAUACCCCGAUGACCGCAUCUGCACUGGAGAUCAGAGGUCCAUUGAUGUCUUUGACUCCAACAGUGGGAAGUUGGUGUUUCAGAUGUAUGAUUCCACUGCCUCAGGGAUCAAAUCGAUCAACAAGUUCAGUCCAAUGGGUGAUGUCAUCGCAUCUGGAAUGGGUGUAACACUACUCAUCUGGGACCAUGACGAGUCGCUGGUCAGCGGCCGACACAAACCGAUUGAGGAAACGUCGGCUUCAGCAGACGGGGUCAGAGAUCAGCGGACGGGUCAGCAACGCUCUGGCAGAGACCGGAGGGGUCCGACCCGGGAUGCGAAGCUGAAGAAAAAGCUAGCUUCUCUGGAAGAAACCGAGACCAAAACCAAAACCGGGUGCACCAAACAAAAACAAACUCAGAAGAGGAAACUGUAGAGCUGAAAAAUUAAAGUUUAUUUUUGUAAGUUUAUCUUAGUGUUUUGUGUUUCUAACAUCAGGAAUUGUUUGCAUGUUGACAAACAAUAUGAACCAUAUAAGAUGGUUUGUAUUUUAUAUAAACCAUUUGUAUUUGCAGGGCUGUGUACAUUUUUCCUGCACUUUUUCUGCUGUAUAAUAAUAAAUAUCUUCAUUUGUA
Molecule: messenger RNA, 1776 nt
Organism: Poeciliopsis prolifica (blackstripe livebearer)
Lineage: Eukaryota; Metazoa; Chordata; Actinopteri; Cyprinodontiformes; Poeciliidae
Gene: ddb2
Product: damage-specific DNA binding protein 2
Exons: 11
Coding region: 105-1577 (490 amino acids)
Biological process (GO): response to UV; DNA repair
Cellular component (GO): nucleus; Cul4-RING E3 ubiquitin ligase complex
Molecular function (GO): damaged DNA binding; protein binding
Source: RefSeq, a predicted model, not a curated record